This is a messenger RNA of Labeo rohita (rohu), 964 nucleotides long. RefSeq lists its product as uncharacterized. The transcript has 5 exons. The record is from RefSeq and is a predicted model, not a curated record. Lineage: Eukaryota; Metazoa; Chordata; Actinopteri; Cypriniformes; Cyprinidae. Bases 119 to 736 code for a protein of 205 amino acids.
AAAGAAGGUAUUUUAUUUGUGCAGGAAGGGUCGUAUAUGCAGACGCACUCACUCACCACUUCAUUGCAGACACUGCUGGAGAAUCUGCUAACCCCGUGUCAGCUCAUUAUGUGUCCUGAUGCCGUGGUGGUGGACUGUCGACCGUAGUGAAGAGUGUGAGAGCAGUGAUAUGGAGACCGGGCCCUCGACCCCCAGCGGUCCUGCUGUGGUGUUUGGCCUGCAGAGACUCUCUUUUGCCUACCAGGGCCUCUUGGAGAUUCCCUAUGACACUAUUCUUCAGCAACAGGACACGCUGGAGGUUCUGGACCUUAGUUACAACUUGCUGGAUGAGAACCCGGCUCUUUUGGGCGGUUUGGAGAAGCUCAGCACACUCAUCCUGGACUGCAACAACUACAGCGCACAUGUCAAAUUCCCCUACAUGCCCAGCCUCACCACCCUGUGGAUCAACAAGAACAAAAUCAGCAACCUGCCCAUCAUUGUGGAGGAGAUCUGCUGCAAGUUCCCAAAUAUCAAAAUUCUCAGUAUGAUGAACAAUGAAGCAGCGCCCAGUUACUUUAAUGGAGGCAGUCUCACACAGUAUAUGGAUUACAGGCAGUAUGUGAUAAGCCAGAUCCCCAGUCUAGAGGUGCUGGAUGACACAGAGGUGCAGGAGAAAGAGCGUGAAGUGGCCCGAAAGACCUACAGGAUGCAGAGAAUCAGAGAAGGCAGCAGGAGGAGGAAGGAACUUCAUCGCUAACACUAUUCAUAUCACACGCUUCCUCCAGGCCGCAGGCCAAGCAACUUAUAAUCAACAACAACCAAAGCACUCAUUCUAGACUUCAUGAGCUUCAAAGCCUGCUGACAGGAAGUGAAUUUACUCAUGCACCAGAUCAUCAAAAAAUUACUGUCUUCUUUCUUUUUAGAACAAAUAAUAUUUUUUUCAUUUUUUGUUUUUGUCUAAGCUACAGCAAAUAAAUGUGAAAUG